Hydatigera taeniaeformis is the source of this 696-nucleotide messenger RNA. Lineage: Eukaryota; Metazoa; Platyhelminthes; Cestoda; Cyclophyllidea; Taeniidae. The record is from the annotation of a GenBank genome assembly.
AUGCUUCGGUUAGGUAAAUUCGCAUGCGAAAUGGUAUGUCGUCAUUUCAAAGAAUUGAAAUCCAUUCGUUUCCCUAUUCUACAUGAGGUUCGGAGAGGUUCGCAAAGUAGUCCAAGCAAGAGACCUGUUUCACUUGAAAAUGCAAUCGCCGAUGAGGAUGACGUUAUUGAGGUUUUCGAUCUGCCCGUGGAGCCGCAAUUUGAAGAAAACCCCGAAUUCGACAUGACUUUAGGAUCGCAUGGUGGCGUAUUUGAUUUACCGGAAAUCGUUCAGUUUCUUAGAGUCGAAAAUUUUUCAGACAUUGUGUCUAUUCGGAUUCCAGAAACUGUAUGUUACGGCAAUUUUAUGGUGAUUGCCACUGCAAAAUCUAGCAACCACGUAUCCCAAACGUCCAAGAUUUUGCACCAACUGUUUAAAAUAAAGCGGGCUUCAUCGGACCCCUUCCCCUCUUUCGAGGGACUUGAAGAACGCGCCGACUGGGUCGCCGUCGAUUUCGGCAACAUUAUCCUUCAUAUGUUCACAAAGGUUGAGUGUCGUCAAAUGUACGACCUCGAAUCACUGUGGGGAAUUGGUCCCGAGUUCGACGAGAAAACACAAGAGCUGGAAUCCUCGAAAGCUCAAGUCGAUUUUCCCUACUCGAUGAAUCUCACCCAAGCAGACUGGGAGCGUAUAGUAGCCGAUGCAACUGCAGAGUAA